AGCCGAUUCCACCGGCUCCCGGGGCCGGACCUCAGCCUCAGCCUCUCCCGGCCCGGGGCCGCCGCCGCCUCACCUCCCAGAGGGGCUCCCCCGACUCUCCGCUGGGUCAGUCCGGCGCUGGGUCGCGGAGCCCCCGCAGCCCACACUUGGGGUCCCCGCUUGCGGCCUUCCCUCUGCCCAGAGAGCGUGCAACUUUCCCUUCUUCCCGGGGCUUUGGCGGCGGCGGCGGCGGCUCGCGGACCCCCCGGGCCACUCACUGUCCCGGCGGCGCGCGGGGAUCGAGCCCGCUCGCGGUCCCCACGGUAGCUGCCCAAGCGCCGCGCGGCGCGCGAGAUGCCCCUGGGACACAGCAUGAGGCUGGAUCUGGAGAAAAUCGCCCUGGAGUACAUCGUGCCGUGUCUGCACGCGGUCGGUUUCUGCUACCUGGAUAACUUCCUGGGGGAGGUGGUGGGCGACUGCGUCCUGGAGCGCGUCAAGCAACUGCAUGGCGACGGGGUCCUGCGCGACGGCCAGCUGGCGGGCCCGCGCGCCGGCGUCUCCAAGCGACACCUUCGGGGCGACCAGAUCGCGUGGAUCGGAGGCCACGAGGAAGGCUGCGAGGCCAUCAGUUUCCUGCUGUCCCUUCUCGACAGGCUGGUCCUGUGCUGCGGGAGCCGACUGGGCAAGUACUACGUCAAGGAGAGGUCCAAGGCAAUGGUGGCUUGCUACCCAGGAAAUGGAACUGGUUAUGUUCGACAUGUUGACAACCCCAAUGGCGAUGGCCGCUGUAUCACCUGCAUCUACUAUUUGAACAAGAAUUGGGAUGCCAAGCUACAUGGUGGAGUCCUACGGAUAUUUCCAGAAGGCAAGUCAUUUAUAGCAGAUGUGGAACCCAUUUUUGACAGACUCCUGUUCUUUUGGUCAGACCGCAGGAAUCCACAUGAAGUCCAACCUUCUUAUGCUACCAGAUAUGCUAUGACUGUUUGGUACUUUGAUGCUGAAGAAAGAGCAGAAGCCAAGAAGAAAUUCAAGAAUUUAACUAGGAAAUCUGAGUCUGCCCUUACUGAAGAUUGAUUGUGAUGGAAAAAUCUACUGGUCUAAUGUGUUUUUGCAAUGGUUCCCAAUUUUUUUAAAGCUUGAGUUCCAAAGAUGGCCUCUUCUGUGACUUGAACUUCCCCUCACUGCUUUCAUCGGUCACAUCCUUGUCUUGCCUAUGGUACUUUGUGUUUUCUUGCCAAGACUACCUCAGUCUUCAGAUAUUCUUAGCCAGAUUGACUCAUUUGCCAACUCCAGAAAUACCUGCAAAUGAUCUAUCUGGCUGGUGGUUUAACUGAUAGAUUGAGGGAUACUGGCUCUCUAAAACAAGAGCCCAGAAACAUGGGCAAGAGAAUGACUCUUACUUGCACUUUAUCUGCAAUUUCAGAUUUGAAACAAGGAGGUUGCAGAAGGAAAAAACCAUGAUGAUACAUGUUACAGAGAGAUGGCAUUGAAGCUUUCACACUGGGAAACCAAUUUGUGUCAUCAGAACAAUUUCCAGAUGUGCCCUCUCCAGGGCUUUUGGGGGGUUCUGGAGAAUUAUCAGAACCUAAUGACUUUAUUACCUCUAGAAAGGGCUGCUGUCAUAGGCAUCAAUUAUAAGUGUCCAUUGGGGUGGACACUCCUUUUUCCUGGUGUGCUACCUGGAUUUUCUGCCUCUGCCCCCCUAUUGCUGAACAUAGGACUUUUAAUUAAAUAUGACAAUACCAUUUAUUCUCUAUUUUCACUUUAUAUUGAGAGAAUUUAAUUUCUUGGAGAUUAAGCUAGGCAUUAAUUAUUUUUGUUGCUUUGUUGAAAUAACAUUUGCAUUUAAAUCUAAGGGGGUAGGGGAAAUCUACUCAGUAGUUUAGCAUCAACAACCUGUGAUGUUGAUUCUGAAAGAUCAGAAUCUGUAGCUAUACAGAAAAUACAGUGCAUGGUGAACAGCAGAAAUGGGAUGGAAAUGGGUAUGUGGGCAUUUCCAUUUUUCACUUUUUCUUUUUAAUGGAUUCACCCUUUAAAAAAAUAACAACAGAAAAAUAUAGGGUGCUGUAUUUUAAAAGGAAAUGGAAAUAAAACCAAAUUUUGAA
Suncus etruscus (white-toothed pygmy shrew) is the source of this 2084-nucleotide messenger RNA. RefSeq names its product egl-9 family hypoxia inducible factor 3 (gene EGLN3). Gene Ontology annotation, biological process: cellular response to hypoxia; peptidyl-proline hydroxylation to 4-hydroxy-L-proline. Gene Ontology annotation, cellular component: cytoplasm; nucleus. Gene Ontology annotation, molecular function: L-ascorbic acid binding; peptidyl-proline 4-dioxygenase activity; ferrous iron binding. Bases 334 to 1053 code for a protein of 239 amino acids. The record is from RefSeq and is a predicted model, not a curated record. The transcript has 5 exons. Lineage: Eukaryota; Metazoa; Chordata; Mammalia; Eulipotyphla; Soricidae.